AUGAAAAUUAAAAAUUUUAUUUAUUUUUUAAUAUAUUUUAUAUUUUUAUUUAAAGUUAUAAAUGGACAAAAUAAAACAUGUAAAAUUUCAGUACUUUUAUCUGGUGAUAAAUCAGAUCUUGGUUAUAAUUAUAUGAUGAAUGAAGCAAGAGUUUUAGCCGAAAGUCAAUUACAUAUGUAUCCAUUUUCAAUUUAUUAUGAACAUUUGGAAGAAUCAACUUUAGAAGCUGAACAUGCUAUUCAAGAUUCAGUUGAUAAAGGUGCAAAUUUAAUAGUUGUUUCAUCAGUAAUUCAUUUUUCAUUGGGUGUAAAAUAUGCAACAAAGUAUAAGGAUGAACCAAUUUAUUGGAUUAUUAGAGGUAGUAAAUUAGUACCAACUUUACCAAAAGUUGUAAUUUUAAAUUUUAAUUCAUUCGAACUUCAUUAUCUUUUGGGUUAUUAUGCUGGUCUUGCAACAAAAACUGGUGUAGUUGGUUUCGUUUCACCAGGUAUUGGAAUUAAUACAUUAUCAUGUGAUAAUAGUUUUUAUAUUGGUGCUAAAUAUGCUAGAUCAAAUAUUACAUUCCUUGACAUUCAUACUGGUUCAUGGUAUAAUCCAGAAGUUUCUUAUAAAGCAGCUCAAAAAUUAAUUGAAAAUGGUGCAGAUGUAAUUGGUAUGUCUCAAGACGAUAUGUCCGUUCAAAAAGCUAUUAUGGAUUCCGGUGGUCUUGGUCUUGGUGUUACUGGUUAUCCUGGUCAUUAUCAAUUUGGUUCAGAUGUUGCUUAUAGUUAUUUAACCAAUUGGACAAAUCUUUUCAUCACUUAUGCAAACCACGUUAUCAAUGAUGAUUGGCCAGCAUUUGAUUCAUUUUUUACAAAUUUAUCAAGAAAAGAUGCAAUCUUUAUGGAUGAUUUUAGUUUUAGAGUACCAAUUGAUAUUCAAACAAAAACUAAAAUUGAAUUAGAAAAUUUAAUGAAUACUUCAUAUGCACCAUAUAAAUCUGAUCCAAUUCUUGAAUCAAUUGGUUUACAAUUUUCUGGUAAUUGGAUUAAUGAUACUCAAUUUAGAGCAAAUACUAAAAUUUUACCAUCAUAUGGUGAUUCAACUGUUGAUUAUCCAGAAUCAUUAAAAAUUGGUGUUACAGUUGUUUCAGGAUUUUGUAUAUUUUUAUGUUUAAUUUCAAUGAUAAUUGUUAUUAAAUUUAAAGAAGCAAAAGUUAUUAAAUCAUCAAGUCCAAUAUUUUGUUUAUUAAUUUUAUUUGGUUGUAUUGUAAUUUUUGUUGGGUGUAUAAUGUUUGCAAGAUCACCAACCGAUGGUAGUUGUCGUAGUAGAGUUUGGUUAUUAAGUUUGGGGUAUACAAUUUUCUUGGGUAAUUUAAUGGUAAAGAAUUGGAGAAUUUGGUUAUUAUUUGAUAAUCCAAAAUUAAAGAAACGUGCAAUUACAAAUUGGAAAUUAUAUCCAUGGGUAAGUGGUAUUGUUAUAAUUGAUAUUGUAAUUCUCUCAAUUUGGCAAGCAUUGGGUGAUAUUGUAGCUGAAUCUAGAACUGGUAUUGACUCAUUAACAAAAUAUGAAUAUAGAAAUGUUUGUGCAUCAAGUGAUCAAGGUUCAAUUGCACUUUAUUUGCUAUUGGUAUUCCAUGGUUUAAUUCUAUUGGUUGCAUGUUUUAUUUCAUUUAAAAUUAAAGUUGUCGAUAUUGAAGAAUUUAAUGAAUCAAAACCAAUUACUACCAGUGUUUAUAUUAUCACAUUUUGUUUAUUCAUUGUAAUUCCAAUUAUGGUUUCGUCACCAACCGUUACAACUCAAACUACAAUCAUUUGUAUUUGUGCUUUAAUUACAACAAUGUUAAGUAUCAUUCUAUUGUUUGGUACUAAAUUCUUUAAAAUGAUAACAGUUGGUUUAGAACUUGGUCAAACUUUUGUAACAAGUACAAAAUCUUCAUCACAUUCUCAAAGAACAAAAUCUUCCAAAUCUUCAAAUGGUUCUGGUCCAAAAAUUAAUGGUUUCGGUGGUAAUGUUUUAAAUCUUGAUGAUGAUUCCGAUGAAAUAUCUUCUGAAAAAGAAAAAAAGAAACCAAUUGAAUCAAAUCCAAAAGAUCAUAUGGCUGUUUUUACAAGUGAUGAAGAAACAAGUAAAGCAAGUAAAUUUAGUUCUGAACAAUUUAGUAGAGAACAAAUAAAUGAUAAUAUUAUUCUUGAAAAUAAUAAUGAUAAUGAAGAAAAACAAAAAGAUGAAGAAGAAAUAAAAGAAGAAAAACUUUUAGUAUCAGAAAUUCAAGCAAAGAGAUUAUCACUUGAACAAAAUGGUCAAACUGAAAUUGAUUCGAAUGAUGUUUAA
Dictyostelium discoideum AX4 is the source of this 2313-nucleotide messenger RNA. It is a transcript of the gene grlF, whose product is annotated as G-protein-coupled receptor family 3 protein 6. Gene Ontology annotation, cellular component: plasma membrane; membrane. Gene Ontology annotation, biological process: G protein-coupled receptor signaling pathway. The coding region runs from base 1 to 2313 and encodes 770 amino acids. The record is from RefSeq and is a predicted model, not a curated record. Lineage: Eukaryota; Evosea; Eumycetozoa; Dictyosteliales; Dictyosteliaceae. Gene Ontology annotation, molecular function: G protein-coupled receptor activity. The transcript has 2 exons.